AUGGACAACAACUGGAUUUUCGAUCAGUCAUCCUCAGCUGCAACUCAGGUUGCAACAACACCUUCAAGCUCGGCUAAUAAUCACGGUGCUUCAACUGCUAAUGCUGCUACUAUGAAUACUCAUAAUGCUCAAGAAUCCAAUUCAUCCACUAAUAACAAUACUUUCACUCCUUCACAAACUCAUUCUUUCCUGAAUUUUGACUCUCCUUCCAAUCACUCUGAAUCUCAUAAUAGUCAUACUAAUGGGGGUGGGAACUCAAACCAUCAUCAAAAUUUCAAUCAACAAAUGUCGAGUUUGGACUAUUUGGAUCCUACUGCUCAUUUGAAAAAAGAUGGUGAAUGGUCUCAACUUCCAGACUUUAAUGAUAUUGAUAUGAGUAUGAAUUUUUUCCAAAAUGACCCCAACAAUAAUGGUGGUUCUAGCCAUGAUAUCAUUUUGGGUUCUCAUAUGGACCAUGAUGAGCAACAACAACUUCAUAAUCAACAUCAACACCAGCCAAUCAUUCAUCAACAACAGCAACAGCAGCACCAUCAUAUGAAUGGGAACGCAGCUUCAGUGCCUCCAACUCCUCAAUCUUUUGACGUUACACAUUAUGCAAAUAGUUCAAAUUCAUCGUUUAUUCAAAAUUUUGAUUCACCUCAAAUAGAUCAUCAAUCUCAAAACACAACUACCACUUCAAUCAGACCAGAUGUUGUCUUUACACCUUUAGUUUCACCAGCAGUUACUCCCUUGGAGUCUAUGAUCAAUAAGAAUAAUAACAAUCAACACAAUCAUAAUGGUAAUUCCAACUUUUUUUCACCAUUGACUUCACCUGCCUUAGAAGCCAAAUCACCAAUGAGAUUGAAAAAAUCAUCAACUUCAUCACCUCAAGAUGAUAAUAAUGGUAACAUAUCCGCCAAUAAGAAAAAAUACAGCAAGAGGAAAACUCCAGGAAACACGCCAAUUGUCGGCCCAACCAUUCCAGGUCGUAUUGCCAAACAAUCACCAAUAAUAAAAGCCAAAAGAUCAUCAUCUUAUGCAAACAACAUACAACACCACCAACAUUCCAAUUCCAUAUCCUCUGAAUAUAGUGAAAUGACACCAUUGCCAGAUCCAAGCGUGGAAUCUUCAACAAGCUCAAUGGCGCCGCCUCCUUCAUCAAAACCACCAAUUACGCGCCGUCGUUCCACCAAGAAGGACUCAACACAACCAGCUACACCUGCAACUUUGAUGAAUUUUAAAUUGGAAUCAUCCAAUUCUCCAGUCAUUUUACCUUCAAAUGAUCGUGUCAACCUGCCCUCUCAACAUGAACUUCCUUCAUCUCAAUCAAGACGUUCCUCUGAAGAUAACGAUACAAAGAAAACUUCACACAAGUUGGCGGAACAAGGCAGAAGAAAUAGAAUGAAUCAAGCCAUAAUGGAUUUGGGGACUUUGAUACCUGAGGAAUUACAAGCUACUGUUAGUAUACCUAGUAAGGCAACCACUGUGGAAUUGGCAACUAGUUAUAUCUUAUCAUUGAGAGAGGAAGUUAGAAGAUUGAGAGAAGGUAUAGAAAGUGAUGAAAGUGUUAGUCCGUUGGAGACGAAAUAA
Messenger RNA from Hansenula anomala, 1569 nucleotides. RefSeq names its product phosphate-sensing transcription factor PHO4. Gene Ontology annotation, molecular function: protein dimerization activity. The transcript has a single exon. Lineage: Eukaryota; Fungi; Ascomycota; Saccharomycetes; Phaffomycetales; Wickerhamomycetaceae. The record is from RefSeq and is a predicted model, not a curated record. The coding region runs from base 1 to 1569 and encodes 522 amino acids.